Molecule: messenger RNA, 3691 nt
Organism: Solea solea (common sole)
Lineage: Eukaryota; Metazoa; Chordata; Actinopteri; Pleuronectiformes; Soleidae
Gene: map7d1a
Product: MAP7 domain containing 1a
Exons: 20
Coding region: 302-2779 (825 amino acids)
Biological process (GO): microtubule cytoskeleton organization
Cellular component (GO): microtubule cytoskeleton
Source: RefSeq, a predicted model, not a curated record
AGCGGUGCAUCAGCCGUGUCGUGUCGGUGAGGGAGAAAGUUCAGUCUCUCCCUUUUCUCCCUCAUAUUUUCUCCGACACAUUUGUAUUCAACUCCCCUGAGGAGCGAGCGGCCUCCGUCAACAGGCCGCCACUGUUGUUUUUAUUUAUUUGACUGUUUUUAAGCUUAUUUUGGACGCUCUUGGGAGAGAUUCCUACCCGGUGCGUUCAGGACAACUGGAGACUGGAGAGACUCGAGCAAGUUUCCACCCCCAUACACUCAGCGUGAGGAAUGAGAGGAAGAGAACUAACUCGCAUGUUUGAAUGAACAAAAGGCAGGAAAGCGAGGCUACUGGCGCCCAAAUGGAAGAAAACACAGAGCCAGGAGCUGCAUCUCCCCACUCAUAUCUGGAAAUAAACCCCACAAGGCCUGAACCAGAGGGGGAGAGCAGCCCCCUGAACACAGACAACUGCCAGAGAAUGGAGUCUCCAGCUAAGAAGGACGCAGGCCGAAGACUGACUACCCCCAGGAAAUCUGACAUCAUCGCUCGAUCGCCUGGAUCGCCUGCAUCACCUGCAUCACCUGCCCACAGGUCCAAACAAGACAUCAUGAAGUCAGAGGAGAGGCAGAAACUCGCCAAGGAGCGGAGGGAGGAAAAGGCCAGAUAUCUGGAAGAGCUCAGCAAGUUACAAGCCGCCAAAAAGACCCAAUGGCUGGAGAAAGAGGAGAAGGCACGGCAGUUGAGGGAGCAGCAGCUGGAGGAGCGCCGCAGGAAGCUCGAGGAGCAGCGGAUCAAGACGGAAAGGCGGCGAUCUGCCUUAGAGGAGAGGCAGAAGCAGAAACUGGAGAAGAAUAAAGAACGCUAUGAGGCGGCCAUCCACAGGUCAACUAAGAAGACGUGGGCAGAGAUCCGCCAACAGAGAUGGUCAUGGGCUGGUGCACUGAGCCAGAACUCCAGCCAGAAAGAGGGCAGAUGCUCUGUGUCAACGGUCAACCUCCCCAAACACGUGGACUCUGUUAUAAACAAGCGUCUCUCCAAGUCUUCCGCCACGCUCUGGAACUCCCCCAGCAGAAAGUUUGGGUCGGGGCAUGGCAUGUUGGACAUGCUCUGCAUGCUCCGUGUUCGUGUGUUGUUCUGUUCCGUCCUUUGGUUGGUUUAUUCCCGUAGCACCGCACUGAGUCCAUGGGAGAGCAGCAUUGUCGACCGGCUGAUGACACCGACGCUGUCUUUCCUGGCCAGAAGCCGCAGUGCCGCCAGCGUUCUCAGCAACAGCAAAGACGGCCAGUCUCCUCUGUGCCCACGUUCGGCCUCUGCCAGUCCCCUCUCCGUCUGCGCCCACCAACCACACCACCGGUGCUCCGACCGCUGGAGGGUGACGUCCAGCACACCAGACAUAACCCAGCGCCAAGGCAGGCGUAGCUCCACACCGCUGGAUAAAAACAAGAAAGAAAAAAGAGACAAAGAACGGGAGAAUGAGAAGGAGAAGAGUGCCCUCAGUAAAGACAAGGUGCUGAAGAAGAGACAGUCUCUACCCAGUAUGAGACACAGACCUGAUCCAAGUCCCAGUCCUUUAUCAAGACAACGGCCAUCAUCCCCAGCCACACCCAAGGGGAGAACCGCCUCCCCCAGCCCAGCUGCCUCCCCAAAACCACCGUCUACACGUGGAAGUCCGUCGACUCCUAAGGCCCGGCCCAAAAGAGCCAGGACCCCUGCAAGAACCUCGUCCCCCGUUCCUCUGGAGAGACUGAGGGAGCCUCGCAGGCCCGUCACCCCUGAGGGGAGAAAGGGUUCCCCCGUGGCUCCUGCUAUAGUAUUAUCCUCAGCUGCUGCCUCACCCCGUGCGUCCAGCUCAGCAGUGACAACCACAGUCACUUCCUCCUCACCUGAGCCGGUCCACUCCGCUCCUUCUGUUCCCGCAGUGUCACCAGCGCCCUCUCCGUCUGCCAAACCCAUGGCAGGCACCAACAACCCCGAGGAGGCCGCGCGCAUCCUGGCAGAGAAACGCCGGCAGGCCCGAGAGCAGAGGGAGCGGGAGGAGCAAGAGCGGCGUGAGCAGGAGGAGAAGGAGAGGGUCCUGAGAGAGGAGCGAAUAGCGAGGGAGGCAGAGGAGAGGCAACGCAGGGAGGAGGAGGCCCGUGCUAUGGCGGAGGAGCAGAAGAGGAGAGAUGAAGCCCAGCGGCUACAAGAGGAGAAGGAGGCUGAGGAGAGAGCCAAAGCUGAGCAAGAGGAGAACCUACGCCUGCAGAAACAGAAGGAAGAGGCCGAGGCUAAAGCACGGGAGGAGGCGGAGAAGCAGCGUCUGGAGAGGGAGAAGCACUUCCAGAAGGAGGAGCAGGAAAGGCUGGAGAGGAAAAGGCGUCUGGAUGAGAUCAUGAAGAGGACACGCAAGACAGAUGGAGGCGAGAAGAAAGAGACAAAGUCCUCCCCACUGGCACAUGUCAAUGACAAAGAAGCAGAAAGCAGCAAAGCAUCUGCUGACAACCAGCCAAAGCCAGAGGUCAAUGUGUCCAAUAACAAGCUAGAAAAUGGACAAACUGCCGUCAGAGAAAGCAGCCCGUCAGCACCAGUGGUCAACGGGGUUCAGCCUACGAGACACGAAAAUGGCCUGUCCACUAAAGAAGACACUGCCCACUUUGAAGACAUCAUCCAUCUCACCAAUCAUGGCAUCACCACGAACGGAACACGGGACAAGUCAGAGACCAGCAUUACCGCGGAGCCCAUACUCACGUUUGACAGCGAGGAGUCGUUCAUGAAGAAGGCCGGACCCAUGAAGCCGCAGCAUGUUGCAGAGGUCCUGUGACAGGUUCCAGUGUGGAAGUGCUCGUCGCCUCAGGACCCUGACCUUCGUUGGCCUGAGGACCGUUCAACAACUCUCAUCUGAGCCUGUGGGAGCAAAGCAGCGUCUGUGAAGAUGAAGUGAACUCCGGGAGACGACGACGGCUACGACGACAACGACGACAACAACGACGACCAAGCAACGCGACAACCAGACACAAGAGGAUAAAAGGAGAGUGACAGGUGCAAAUUAUGUGACACUGACUCCAGACACUUCAUCACCCGACCGUGUCAUCCUUUGUACAUGACAGUACAGCUGUGUAAUUAUUAUGAGAAGCUGAAAAAAAAAAGAAGCUUUUAAUGUCUUUCCUUCUUUAGUUAUUUAACUGAAAGAGAGACUUUAAAGACCGGGUACAUUUUGUUUUUGUGAAUAAUGUAAAUGAACUUUGUGUGAAAGGGUCUGAGGAUCAAAGCUGAAAGAAAGGGAGACAUUUUAACGACAAGGCCGAAGUCAAACCCAGGUUUUUAAAAUCCUGGUCUGUAAAAAGCGACGUUACGGAUUUUUGUAAAUUGAAACAGAGAAAUCUGGAGAGAGAGAGAGAGAGAACUGAUGCAACGGCUUCUGUCUGUGUGAAAACUCCUGCUCACACCUAAACCCCAGCUGGGAUUGAUUGUACGCAGAAUUGGAUGUAACAGCGAUCAUGCAACCAUGACAAUAAUAAUCAUUAAAAAAUAAAGAUCAGAGGCCAUCUAAGGUCAGCUCCACCAGUGAACAGUUUUCACGUUUACAAGCAUGACUCUCAGAUUCUCUCAGUAGCAGUGAGAUUUCAUGGACUCAUACUUAUUUGGUGCGUGUAAAUGCUAUAAAUAUAUUUUGAUGUGUGUUCUAAGGUCAGUGGGAGUAUCUUAAGUCUUAUUAAAGACGAUCUGUCCAGUC